This is a messenger RNA of Daldinia decipiens, 1478 nucleotides long. RefSeq lists its product as uncharacterized. The transcript has a single exon. The coding region runs from base 112 to 1284 and encodes 390 amino acids. NCBI's taxonomy places the organism in Eukaryota, Fungi, Ascomycota, Sordariomycetes, Xylariales, Hypoxylaceae. The record is from RefSeq and is a predicted model, not a curated record.
CACCCACCAAUAGGCAGCUAAGUAUUAUUCCUAUAUAUAUAAUAUAAUAUAAGUCUAUUCAUCGAGAACUAACUACAGCAUAUCAGACUGCCCCUAAACCUCAAUCUCGAAAUGCCUAUCACACUUCGAACCGCUGCCCAUCCUGCUCGAGCUUGGAAAAAGAGCAAUGCGGCGGCAUCGCCCACAGAACUCCUGCAAGGCUCUUGUCCAACUGACUACCGCCGCUGCAAGCAACUAGUCCAGUCCUCCAUCCAAAUCCCAGAAGACGCCCAAGUUUUCGCGUCUUCCAACGGCUUCGUCCGGGCCGUCUACCAGGCCUACAGCAACCAUUACCACCUGAAAAUCCGCCCGGAAGACGUCUGGUUUUCCAUCAUCGCCCAGCUAAGCACGCACAUCAACGCCCACGCCGAGGAGCUGCGGCCGUUCUUCGUCGCGCACGAGGGCCAGAAGGAGCUGGAGGUCGUCGAGGUGGGAACCAUCACCAGCGUGGACUUCGGCAAGCUGGCGAUCCGAAUGACCGACGAGAUCAGAAAGAACGUCGUCGAUCCGGAUUUGACGGCGUGGAUCAUGCCGGACUUUACUACGACGACGCACACCGACACGGUGACGGCCGCGGUUCUUAUGAUGGGCGCCCUGCAGAAGUAUUUCAAGUAUUUCUCUCUUCUAACUUGCGGCAUACCCUCCGUGACUCUCCUCGGCGAGAGAGAGGACUGGGUUAAGAUCCGGCGUCGUCUGGAGUAUUUGCCCCGACUAGGAGAAGAGCCGGCACACUUCGCACGCCUUUUGACCGCGGUCCUCGACUACUUUGUUCGCUCAUUUGACGAGCCGACCAGUCCCGAGGUGCUGUCUUUCUGGUCCAGGGUAGCUGACCGGCAAGGCGGCUCGGGCGUCGAGUAUCUUUCGGGAUGGAUAACUGCUUUUACGUUCUGGAAGGUUGACGGGGAAUGCAUGUACACUUUACCGCAGAUUCCUUUUGAGUCGUAUACACCAGACACAUACGGUUGUAAUCUCGAUGGUACUUUGUUUCAUAUUAUCGACAUGUCUGAUAUACCGGACGCCUUCUCCUCGGUCCCGCUUACGGUAAAUGACAAUGGAGUUAUACAUAAUACGAGAUUAGUAGCUGGUUCUAUCGGAAUGGCGGUCUCUAGUAGCGGGGAACUACUCGAGUCGGAAUCCUCAUACUUCAAAACCGGGAGGCCCGAACUUAGCGACAAGACGGGCCCAGAUACACUCCAACCCGUUUCCGGUUGGUGGAUGUAUGAGCUUGUAGAAGGGGCCGAAUAACUUAUGUAGUAGGUAUGUACCUAUAUGAAAAGGAUAACAGUCGAGGCUUAAGAAACGGGGGGUUUUCAUUUAUUAAUCCGGUUUUAUUUAUAACCCCCUUACAAAUAUAAUCACGUCGCUAUAAGAGGAGUUUUACACUAUUUGACUAUAUUUAAAAAGACCAUACUUCUAUACGCAGAUAUCUACAUAAGAAA